Fusarium sp. VM40 is the source of this 1290-nucleotide messenger RNA. The record is from the annotation of a GenBank genome assembly. Lineage: Eukaryota; Fungi; Ascomycota; Sordariomycetes; Hypocreales; Nectriaceae.
AUGAGUGCUGCAAUUGCAAUGGCUCCCUCUCCCGCUCCUCACGAAAGGUUCUCUAAUCCCGAACUGCCCACUUCUUCCACAUCGGCUGCUGCCGUAGGCACUUCUCCAUCAGCACAGCGCUCCGCCCUCAACCUUUCAACAUCGCAUGCGACAAAUCAAUCGUCAACCAGUAGCAGUCCUAAAGCUACUGGCCAGGGUGCCAAGUCAUCACCCUCCAGCGCCUCUCGUUCAGCUGGCGCACCCCCUAGAAUUAUUGUCAAGAAGGAGCCUGCCUCUCCCAGUAUGACCAACACACGACCUCGACCACGCAAACUCGACUUGUCCAAGAACACACCCAAAUCUAACCAGCCGGCCUCGGCACGACCUAUGACUGCGCGCGACGGCCUUGCUAUCCAAGAAGUUGGUAUCGCCUGCCUGUCCCCUGGCUUUGUCACCCAAGAUCCUGUUAUGAAGGAGCAGUUGCAGCGCAGCCUGUCAGUUCGAGAACAACAGCGACACAUUAUUGAAGCAAGACUUCACCAACAAUCCGCUAAAGGAGACGGGCCUGACAAAGAUUCUUUGGACCAAUUUGCCGCAAAGACGCCUGGCAUGUCGAGACGAAACAAGGCCCCUCCCGGCCUCUCUAUCGUCGCUCCCUCCCAUGAGCAAUUUGCCAACGAGAGAGUAAUCCAGUCUGCCCCCCUCGGCCACAGCUUCACUGGACGACAAAACCCAGCUCCCAUGACCCGUCACAUCGCCAACCAGCCAUCUAACCUGUCGAGUACUUCACAUAUCCACCACAUUCCUGCUAACCAGACCGCCAACCGAUUGCCACCCAUCAGUGAUGUUUUUGGUCAAGGCCUAUCAGCGCACCCUGACAAUGCUCCUCAGUCUCUUUAUCCUAGUGGCCAUAAUUCUCGAGGACCCAUGGCCUCUCCUGGUCACCCUCCGCCUCCCCAGGCCCCAACUCCUGGUCGUGGUCGUGAGUACAGGUCUGCCGAAGAAGCACAGCAGGAACUUGCUGGUGGUCGACCGGAGCUUCUUCCUAAGCUGGUUCACUAUGGUGGACACCAGCCCCCAACGCCUCCCUCUCCAGCUCCUGGCAGUCGACCUGUCGACGCAUCGCGAAGUACUAGCAGGCGAAGGACCCGAGCUGAAUAUGAGGACGGUAGCCCACCUUUAGGCUACGGCCCCGCUGCCCAACGCCGUGGACCUUUUGGUGCUGGACGCGACAGCCCAGAAACUCAGCGAGCCAAGAAGGAGGAGUUCAUCCGAUUAUGUGACCGGGCUUGGGAUCUGUUCCAUUCAUAG